Bactrocera latifrons is the source of this 1643-nucleotide messenger RNA. RefSeq names its product RCC1 domain-containing protein 1. Bases 461 to 1615 code for a protein of 384 amino acids. The transcript is spliced from 4 exons. The record is from RefSeq and is a predicted model, not a curated record. NCBI's taxonomy places the organism in Eukaryota, Metazoa, Arthropoda, Insecta, Diptera, Tephritidae.
AUGCAGUGACACUAUUAUUUCCUUGUAGUUUAACUGGCGUUUAAGCUUGAAGUAAAUUUAUUGAUGCACGAGCCUGGAUUAUAUAAACAGAAACAUAACCACCACUAACGGCAAAUGAAAGUAUACUAACUGACUAACUGAGAGGGCUAACAGCAGAUCCACCAUACAAUUCAUUAUCUGUGACAGCCGAAUAUAUAGAGGGCAGAUAGGUUUGUUCAUGUAAUGCUAAUAGCAACGACAGCGGCAAAGCUUGUGAAUUAGUAACAGCCGGGAGGUGACGAGGCAACGGUAGCGGGCAAAGAUACAAUAGUGYUCUAUUUAUUAUGACUGUGUUACGAAUCUUCACGAUGAUAUUUAUUUAGCGAUUGUUUUUGGUAUUAUUUAGCAUACAAGUGAACAUGUGUAAGCGKCAUCAACUACUUUGGAGAGAAAAUUUUAUUUAUGUUACAACGUAAUACCAAUGCUCGCUUUUAGUGGCUUCAAUGGCUUCGGUCAGUUCGCCGUUGACGGUCAGCGAAGCGGAAACGCGUUUACAGGUAUCUCAUUGGAAAAGUCAAUGACCGGCGAACAAAGUAUUUUGCAUGUCGCAAUCAGUUGGAGCUACACUGCCUAUGCUACAAAAAAUCAGCUUAUGCUACGUGGCUUUUUGUCUGGUACACCAAAUUCAACAUUAAGUUUAGAGAAUUCAGAGAGCAUAGUGCAAUUGGCCGCAUGUGAUAGAUUCUGUCUUGUGUUGUGCGAAAAUGGCAAAUUGUACAAAGUACGCGCUGAGAACGAUGCCCAGCUGCAAGAAGUUAAGCUCGAGGCCGAAGUGCUAGCAUUGCCACAGAAACGAACUAUUUUCGGCGACCUGAAGCCCACGYUGGGGCAAGCAGCGCGCAUUCAUAUUACACAUAUUGCGUGUGGYUCCAACAUCAMYGUCGCGAUAAGCGAGACAAAUGCAGUCUAUAGCGUGCCGAGUAAAAUUCAUCAAUUUCCGAAACAUUUUCGGGUGAAACAACUACAAUGUGGAUUUGAACAUGCGCUCUUACUCAACGCAAAUGGUGAUGUUUACAGUUGGGGCAAUGGAUUUCGAGGACAAUUGGGACACGAUGUGUUACGCGUCGAAGAGACACCCACAUUGAUAGAAGCGCUUGCUGGCAUUAAGAUUAAUUUUAUAGCUGCUGGUGGCUGGCAUAGCACAGCUAUWUCGGCCUUUGGUGAUCUCUACGUUUGGGGUUUCAACUCAAAUGGUCARCUAGGCUUACGUAUGUUCAAAACAACAUCGAUUGGUGACCUUAAACAACCAACAGUGUUUACUUUGCCGCAAAUUGUCGAGYUGCCCRAGUGUAAAUGCCUYCGUAAGAAAGCUAGUGUAGAAAGUGRUGACAUCUUGGAAGAUACGGGCGAGGAAUGCGUACCUCUGCGUGUAUAUGCAGGUGCACGCCAUACGCUGUUGCAAAAGAAUUGCGGUGCGCUCUAUGCAACUGGGUGGAAUGCGCAUGGGCAACUCGGUUUAGGGCGCAAAAUGGAAUACUGUGAUGAAUUUGAGCAUGUGGCAUGCGAAGAAGAUAGCAUGAGAUAUAUGCAAGUAGUGUGCGGCGCAUGGUGUACCGUUAUUUUUAAGAAAAGUUGACGAAUAAAUAGUGAAGUGUUGAAUCAUA